This is a messenger RNA of Hibiscus syriacus, 1190 nucleotides long. RefSeq names its product flavonol sulfotransferase-like. The record is from RefSeq and is a predicted model, not a curated record. The transcript has a single exon. Gene Ontology annotation, cellular component: cytoplasm. Bases 99 to 1082 code for a protein of 327 amino acids. Gene Ontology annotation, molecular function: aromatic desulfoglucosinolate sulfotransferase activity. NCBI's taxonomy places the organism in Eukaryota, Viridiplantae, Streptophyta, Magnoliopsida, Malvales, Malvaceae. Gene Ontology annotation, biological process: sulfation.
AGCAUCGGGAUAAAAUAAUAGGCCAAAGAUAAGAAUGACGUUUGAGAAAUCAUUCAAGCAGAUGUUCCGUAGUAUUUGCACUCAUUAGCCUGUUCUUCAUGGAGUCCCGCUUAGAUUCUAAAGAUAUUGUGAAUGAAAACGAAGAUGAGUUUGAGAAAUCAUUCGAGCAGAUGAUAUCGACUCUCCCCAAAAGGAAGUGUUGGGGCAAUCGUGAAGAUUUUUAUCAAUAUCAAGGCUUUUGGCUUUACCCCACUUUCCUCAAAGGAGUUGUAUCAGCUCAACAACGAUUCCAGGCUCAACCCACCGAUACCAUCAUCUGUAGUAUCCCUAAAACAGGCACAACCUGGUUAAAAUCCCUCAUUUUCUCCAUCUACACAAGAACUUCAUUUUAUGAUUCCACUACCCCUUUGCUUUCCAAGUUGCCCCAUGAGGUUGUGCCUUUCAUGGACCUUUAUCAUGCAGAUUUUCCAAGCUAUCGUGAUAUGGGAGUUCCUGUGUUGGCCACACACGUUCCUUAUUCUUCCUUACCAAGAUCGAUAAUCGAUUCCGGUUGUAAACUUGUUUACAUUUGCAGGAACCCCAAGGAUUCGUUUGUUUCACUGUACCACUUCAAUGCCGCGAUACGAAGAUCCCAAAAUCUUCAACCCCCUGAUCUCGAUGAGGCGUUCGAGUUGUUUUGUGAAGGUGUGAGUAUGUAUGGACCUUAUUGGGACCAUGUUUUGGGGUACUGGAAGGCAAGCUUGGAACAUCCCAAUAAGAUUCUGUUCUUGAAAUAUGAAGAGAUGAUAGAGGAUUCUGUUUUGUAUGUUAAGAAAUUGGCUGAGUUCAUCAGUUGCCCUUUCUCGUCAGAAGAACAUCAAAAAGAGGUGCCUGAAAAGAUUGUAAAGAUGUGUAGUUUUGAGAAUUUAAGCAACCUGGAAGUGAAUAAAAGUGAGAAAGUUCGUAUGGGUGUGGUUCAACACAAGAUGUAUUUUCGGAAAGGGAAGGUUGGGGAUUGGAAGAAUUGUUUGACAUCUGAAAUGGCCGAACGAUUGGACCGAAUAACACACCAGAAACUAAGCGGUUCUGGUUUAAGUCUUUGAGUGUUGUAGAUUUGCUUCAUGAUAUCCGUUUCCGAAGCUAAUAGUGUAUGGUGCAGAGUUUGAUCUCAGUUUUACUUCCCUUUGAAUAAAGAUUGUGUUUAAACCUGA